Papaver somniferum (opium poppy) is the source of this 3718-nucleotide messenger RNA. RefSeq names its product receptor-like protein kinase 5. The record is from RefSeq and is a predicted model, not a curated record. Bases 72 to 3341 code for a protein of 1089 amino acids. The transcript is spliced from 2 exons. Gene Ontology annotation, biological process: protein phosphorylation. Gene Ontology annotation, molecular function: protein kinase activity; ATP binding; protein binding. Lineage: Eukaryota; Viridiplantae; Streptophyta; Magnoliopsida; Ranunculales; Papaveraceae. Gene Ontology annotation, cellular component: plasma membrane.
CGUUGAAAUUCAUUUUUGUAGAUUUCACACUACCAAAGACUUUCCCGGCAAAACACCAGAGGUCUGCCUCGAUGUCGAAAACACCCUCAAACCCUUAUCAAAUUUUCAAAUCAUACCCUCCCUGUGUUCUUCUCCUUCUUCUCUUCUUCAAUGUCACGGUAGCUUCUGAUGAAGAACAAUCAAUCUUACUGAAACUUAAACAACAAUGGAAAGACCCACCAUCUCUUGAUUCCUGGAAGAUAACUUCAUCUUCAUCUUCAGCUCAUUGUGAGGAUUGGGAAGGAGUCUAUUGUGAUGAAAAUAACUCUGUAACGAGUAUUAUACUUGUUGAGAAGAAUAUCACUGAAAAAAUCCCAUAUUUUCUCUGUGAUUUGAAAAAUCUUACUGAGAUUGACUUUGCAUGGAAUCUUAUUCCCGGAGAUUUCCCAGAUUUUCUUCUUCAGAAUUGUUCAAAUUUGGUAAAGCUAGAUCUUUCUCAGAACUGCUUAGUUGGUCAAAUUCCUUCUGAUAUCGAUAGGUUUCUCGUUCUUGAAGAUUUGAAUCUUGGUGGAAACAAUUUCACCGGCGAUAUUCCAAAAUCAAUUGGGAAAAUCUCAGGGUUAAAGACACUUUAUCUUCAUCAGAAUCUUCUUGAUGGGUUAAUUCCAGCUGAAAUAGGUAAUCUUUCUAACCUAGAAGAAUUGAAUUUAAAUGAUAAUUCAUUUCCAGAGUGGAAAAUUCCUUCAGAAUUCGGUAAAUUGAAGAAAUUACAGGUUUUCUUGGGAACAAAUUCGAAUUUGAUUGGUGAAAUUCCUGAAAGUAUUGGUGGUUUAACUGAUCUUGUAACAUUAGAUCUUAAUACUAAUAAAUUAGAUGGAAAAAUUCCUAAUCAGUUAUUUUUACUCAAGAGUUUAACUUAUUUAUUUCUCUAUAACAAUAAAUUGUCUGGAGAAAUACCUGAGAAGAUUGAAUGCUUGAAUUUAGUUGAAAUCGAUUUGUCGAUGAAUCAACUAACCGGAACAUUACCUCGUGAUCUCGGGAAGUUAAAGAAGUUGGAGAUAUUUUAUUUAUACAUGAAUCAAUUGUCUGGAGAAGUUCCAGUUGGUCUAGCAAAGCUUCCAUCUUUGAAACAUGUCCGGCUAUUCACAAACAAACUUAAUGGAAGUUUGCCAGAAGAUAUGGGUUUGUUUUCCAAGCUUGAAACUUUUGAAGUGGCAGAAAAUGAGUUGACUGGGAACUUGCCGGAGAAUCUUUGUGCUGGUGGUGAAUUGACAGGAAUUGCUGCUUACGAGAAUCAUUUAACUGGGGGAAUAUCGAAAGUAUUGGAGAAGUGCAACAGUUUGUAUGUGAUUAAGCUGUACGAGAAUAGAUUUUCUGGGGAAUUUCCUGCUGGUAUUUGGUCGCUGAAAAAUUUAUCUACUGUAAUGAUAAACGAUAAUUCGUUUACGGGUAGUUUUCCUGAUGAAUUUGCUUCCAAUUUAACGAUAGUUGAGAUUAAUAACAACAGGUUUUCAGGUGGUAUUCCAAAAGAAAUGUCGCAGUCGAGUCUAGUUGUGUUCAAGGCGAAGAACAACCAGUUUUCCGGUGAGAUUCCGGGGGAACUAAGUGGACUGUCUAAUCUGCUUACUUUAUCACUUUAUGGAAAUCAGCUUUCAGGUCCAAUUCCAUCUCAGAUAAUCUCUUUGAAAUCUCUCAACUUCUUGAAUCUUGCACGUAAUCAGCUGUCCGGCGAAAUUCCUGAAGCUAUUGGUCAACUUCCUAGUCUCAUUGAACUCGAUUUGUCAGAAAAUCUUUUAUCCGGUGAAAUUCCAUCUCAGAUAGUCUCUUGGAGAUCUCUUAACUCGUUAAAUCUCUCACGGAAUCAGCUGUCUGGUGAAAUUCCUGAAGCUAUUGGCCAGCUUUCUAAUCUCAUUGUACUAGAUUUGUCAGAAAAUCUUUUGUCAGGUGAAAUUCCAUCUAAAAUUGGCCAGUUUUUGACUAUCACCUCUCUCAAUCUUUCGUCUAACCGGCUCACUGGGAGAAUACCGUCCCAAAUUGAUAAUCUUGCAUAUGUGAAUAGCUUCAUGAACAACUCAGGCCUUUGUGGGCACAACCUCGAGCCAAGUGUUCCGUCUUGCAUUUCUGAACCAUACCAAAAUCCCAACAAGUCAUCUUCUAAGGUGCUAAUAGUGGUCUUGAUCAUUACAGCAGUGAUUUGUCUUGGUGUUGUAUCAUUCGGUUUGUUUGCGUUCAGAGACUUCAGAAGGAAAUGGAACGAAAGAGAUAUUUCUACUUGGAAACUAACUUCUUUCCACAGGUUACAGUUCACAGAAUCAGACAUCCUGUCAAGUUUGACUGAGAACAAUAUGAUUGGUAGCGGUGGUUCGGGGAAGGUGUAUCGAGUUGAUAUUAGUGGUAUAGAGGAAUCUGUAGCUGUUAAGAAAAUAUUCAACAAAGGGAAGUUGGAUAAACAGCUCGAGAAGGAGUUCCAAGCAGAGGUUCAAAUCUUGGGUACAAUCCGACAUUUGAACAUUGUGAAAUUACUAUGUUGUGUUGCUUGUGAUAAUUCAAUGCUCCUUGUUUAUGAAUACAUGGAGAAUCGGAGUUUGGAUCAAUGGCUUCAUGCAAAGAAGAGAGGAUUCCCGGGGUCUGGUUCAGUACGUCGUGCUGCAUUGGAUUGGCCUACCAGGUUACAAAUUGCGAUUGGAGCUGCUCAAGGGCUUUGCUAUAUGCAUGAUAGCUGUUCUCCUGCGAUCAUUCACCGCGAUGUGAAAUCCAGCAAUAUCUUGUUAGAUCACGAGUUCCGAGCAAAGAUUGCUGAUUUUGGAUUAGCCAGGUUGUUGGACAAGCAUGGAGAGCCUCAAACAAUGUCUGCAAUGGCGGGUUCUUUUGGAUAUUUCGCUCCCGAAUACGGCUACACAACGAAAGUAAAUGAGAAGGUUGACGUCUAUAGCUUCGGUGUGGUGCUUCUUGAACUUGCAACUGGAAGGGAAGCCAAUAGAGCAGAUGAACAUACAGGCCUAGUAGAAUGGGCGAGGUAUCGGUUUGAUGAGGGAAAAUCUAUUACUGAUGCCUUUGACGAAGAGAUCAAGGAGCCUUGUUACUUGGAUGAAAUCAGUUCUGUUUUCAAACUUGGUCUUGUUUGUACUGGCACGUCGCCUUCAACCAGACCUACCAUGAACGAGGUUUUGGAAAUCCUGCUCCAGUGUGGACCUCAACAGGGAUUUCAUGGAGUUAAGAACACAAUGAAGACUGAAGAAGAUGUUAAUCCCCUCCUUGUCGAUGAACGUAAUCUUUUUAACCACAAAGGAAGCAAGGGAAGCAGACGGUCAGUGAGGCAUUCAGAUGACUGUGACGAUAGCUUGGUAUGUAACAACGUGUGAUGGUUUGUAGUGUCACAUUGUUAGCUUUUAGCUUUUAGAGUGUUGCAUUGCUAAAUCUUAGCUCCAGGCAUUAACAUGCAUAGCAGACCGGGGUUCUCCACCCAAAAAGCGAAGACCUGCUGGUGUUUGUAAUGUGAGUAGCUCCGAGCAGGGUCUGUCGUAGGCCUAAAUGCAAGAUCUGUCGUAGACCUUAAUGGUUCGUCAUUUAUGACUAGGCAGGGUGCAACAAUGAUGCUGGUUUAGCACACAAGUAAGAGUGCAAGUAUCGCGAGCUUCAUUUGCUAGAGUGGUUUUCAUAAGUGAUGCCCCUUGUGAAUUAUGGAUCAUGUAAUAUAUUUCACUGAAUAAGGUUCCUUGAAGUCUAGAUUUUGAAUGUG